This is a messenger RNA of Dibothriocephalus latus, 801 nucleotides long. The record is from the annotation of a GenBank genome assembly. Lineage: Eukaryota; Metazoa; Platyhelminthes; Cestoda; Diphyllobothriidea; Diphyllobothriidae.
AUGGGCUUUUUUCGAAGGUUUGCCUAUGAUCCUAAACUUAAACAAUGUGUCCAGUUUGUCUAUGGUGGCUGCCAAAGCAAUGGCAAUAACUUUGAGACCAAGAAUGAGUGCGAGAAAAGAUGUUCGCGACCAGACGACAUAUGUCAAGUGAAAACCGACCCGGGUCCCUGUAAGGCUCGUAUACCCAGGUAUUCCUACGAUUAUAAACAAGGCACGUGCGUAAAUUUCACGUACGGUGGCUGCCUAGGCAAUGGCAAUAACUUUAAAACCAAGGGGGAAUGCGAGAAGAGAUGUUCAGGUAAGCAGUCAACGAGACCGGUCAAGAUAAAGGCGGCAAAUAUACUGUCGUCUAUAGCCUUUAAGAACCUCAACUCACCUUACUUCUUUUUCUUUGUAUUUUUAGGAUCGGAAGACGUUUGUCAUUUGAAAGCCGACCGUGGACCAUGCAUGGCUAUUCUGCCAAGGUUCGCCUAUAAUUCUUCACUAGGUAUGUGUGUGAAAUUCACGUAUGGCGGCUGCCAAGGCAAUGGCAAUAACUUUGAGACGAAAGAGGACUGCGAGCAAACGUGUGCACGUAAGUUGUCAACGAUGAUAAUUGUGUUGUUCUUUUUUGUAAUUUUAGGUUCGGAAGACAUCUGCCGUCUGAAACCCGCCCCGGGGCCGUGUAGGGGCUUUAUGCGAAGGUUUGCCUUUAAUUAUACACUGGCUGAGUGUAUGGAAUUCAAGUACGGUGGCUGCCAAGGCAAUGGCAAUAACUUUGAGACUAAGCAGCAGUGCGAGAACAGAUGUUUACUCACGUAG